GCAGGCAGGCAAAGCAGCUGCAGAGACGGCAGGGAACGCUCGCGACAACGGACACGCUCAUGUCGGGAAAGUCAGAAACGCAACAUUUGCAUAUUCUCUGAUUUGAAGUCCCAACAUUUUCACUUGUAACCUUUUGCUGAUCACGUUGUCUUUGUUUUUACGCCUGCGUGGGAAUAUAUUUUUCAUUCUCUCGACCUGAAAUGACUGCUAGUCGCCUUGUCUAGCCAAUGGUUACUGCGGGGGCUCCUGUCUUGUGGAUUAUCCGUCGUCGCCGAGCCAGUUGCAUGGUCGAGCCCGGAGGAGGCCCCGCUCUGCUGGAUGGAUGUGUGUGAAGCAGCGCCGGACUCCAAGUACUGAUGAAGACGGUGAUAAUGAUGAUGCUCGGGUUUCAUCGGCAGCGGGUCAACUGAUCUUGGAUGUUCGGGCUGUAUAGCCCCCCACACAAACCAUUUCCUCAUACAGCAAACAAUAUAUUCCUUAAAAACUGGACGCCCCUGGAGCAGUUUAUGACGAAUAUCUGCUGGAUUUCAUGUUUAUACCUCAACAUUUUUCUUCUGAAAGAAAGGACUCGUCUCCGCUGCAGCCCCACCCCCACCUUUACACCCCUCAGACCCUGGUAGGAGCGUGAUGAGCGCGCGCUUCCGCUUGCCUGCUGGCAGAUCCUACAAUGUCCGGGCGACGGAGCUGGAGCGAGACAGGCAGCACACACAGGUUGUGUGCAACGUACUGCUGCUGGACAACACCGUCCAGGCGUUCAAAGUCAGCAAGUCGGAUCAUGGCCAGGUGCUGCUGGAUGCUGUCUUUAAGCACCUGGAGCUGACUGAGAGGGACUACUUUGGCCUGCACUUGGCUGAUGACUCCUUAGAUACGCCACGCUGGCUCGACCCCAACAAGCCCAUCAGGAAACAGUUAAAAAGAGGGUCUCCCCAUAACCUGAGCUUCAGAGUCAAAUUCUUUGUGACAGACCCCAAUAAACUUCAGGAAGAAUACACGCGGUACCAAUAUUUUCUUCAGAUCAAGCAGGAUAUAUUUACUGGAAGAUUGCCGUGUCCACACAACACAGCCGCACUGCUGGCGUCCUAUGCUGUUCAAUCUGAGUUGGGGGACUACAGUGAAACGGAGCAUACAGCAGGCUACCUGUCGGAAUACUGCUUCAUUUCCAAUCCUCCGCAAGACUUCCACAAAGAGGUCGCCAAACAUCACCAGCAGCACAGUGGCCUAUCUCCUGCCCAGUCAGAGUUUAAUUAUCUGAACACAGCACGCACGCUGGAGCACUACGGGGUAGAGCUGCACUAUGCAAGGGACCAGAGCAACACAGAGAUUCUUAUUGGGGUGAUGUCUGCCGGCAUUGUGGUUUACAAGAACAGGGUACGGAUGAACUAUUUCCCAUGGUUGAAAAUUGUGAAAAUCUCCUUCAAGUGCAAACAGUUCUUCGUCCAACUAAGAAGAGAAGCAACUGAGACCCGGGAGACGCUACUGGGUUUCAACAUGGUGAACUAUCGGGCCUGUAAAAACCUGUGGAAGGCCUGUGUAGAACACCACACCUUCUUCAGGCUGGAGCGGCCCAUCCCACCACAGAAGAACUUCUUCGCUCACUAUUUUACCCUGGGCUCAAAGUUUAGAUACUGCGGGCGGACGGAGGUGCAGUCUGUGCAGUAUGGAAAGGAGAAAGGCAUCAAGGACAGAGUUUUUGCCAGAUCUCCCAGUAAGCCAUUGGCCAGGAAGUUGCUGGGUGGAACUGACUGGGAGUCGGUCAGCAGGAACAGCCUAUCAGAUGAGAGACUGGAGACCCAGAGCCUGCCCACUCGCUCACCGCCUGGGACGCCCAAUCAGAAUUCGCUGUUUGUACAAGAGGGCACACGACUACGCCCAUCGUCUGUUGGCCACCUGGUCGAUCAUGUGAUCCACGCUUCACCCAGCCUGCCUGUCUUCUCCUCCAAUCACAAGUCGGCGUCGUCCACGCAGGCCAACAGCAUCAGCUUGGACUCCACACCGUCUCCAGAGGGGCUUGACGGCCAACCUCCAGCUCUGCCCCCCAAACAGCUGAGCAGGAAGACCUUGAGCCAGAUCAUCCAGGCCCACUCCCAGCAGAGCCUCCUGGACAACCACCUCAACGAGAUGUACGAUGUUCCCGUCAAUGCUGAUAAGACCACGCUAAAUGGAGUUGUCCCUCAUGAUAAUCUGGUCCUGAUCAAGAUGCGACCUGACGAACACGGACGCUUCGGCUUCAAUGUCAAGGGUGGAGCUGACCAGAAGAUGCCCAUCAUUGUGUCUCGAGUGGCUCCGGGAACAUCAGCCGACCUGUGUGUGCCUCGCCUUAACGAGGGCGACCAGGUGGUCCUGAUUAAUGGACGGGACAUCUCUGACCACACCCAUGACCAGGUGGUCAUGUUCAUCAAAGCCAGCUGUGAGAGCCACUCUGGGGAGCUCAUUCUAUUGGUCAGACCAAACGCCAUUUAUGACGUUGUGGAGGAGAAGGUGGACUCGGAGCCAGAUUUUCAGUACAUCCCCGAGAAGUCCCCUCAGGACCCUGCUCAGCUAGACCAGCAUGCUUUGAGGGACUCCAUGGUCACACUGAAGGAAGGCCUGAGCAGUGGAGCCAUACUGGCACAGUUUGAUCAACUGUACAGGAAGAGGCCGGGAAUGACCAUGCUGUGUGCCAAAUUACCUCAGAACGUUUCCAAAAAUCGCUACAGAGACAUCUCUCCUUAUGAUGCCACGCGGGUCAUUCUUAAAAGCACAGAUGACUACAUCAAUGCAAAUUACAUCAAUAUGGAGAUUCCCGCCUCCAGUCUGAUAAACCGCUACAUAGCAUGCCAGGGCCCCCUGCCCAACACCUGCCCUGACUUCUGGCAAAUGACAUGGGAGCAGGGCUCAUCCAUGGUGGUCAUGCUGACUACGCAGGUCGAGAGGGGGCGGGUCAAGUGUCACCAGUACUGGCCCAAUCCAGACAGCAGCGCCACCUACGGAGACUUUACAGUAACGUGCCACAAUGAAGAGGGCAACUCUGCCUUCCUGGUCCGGGAGAUGACACUCAUGCACACACCGAGUGAGCAGCAGCGAGAGCUUACCCAGAUUCAGUACCUGGCUUGGCCAGACCACGGCGUUCCUGAUGACUCCACUGAUUUCCUGGACUUUGUGGCUCUGGUACGGACAAAACGGGCUGGACAGGACCACCCGAUGGUGGUACACUGCAGCGCGGGGAUUGGUCGGACAGGGGUCCUUAUCACCAUGGAGACGGCACUGUGUCUAAUGGAGUGUGGUCAGCCAGUGUAUCCUCUAGAUAUCGUCAGGACCAUGAGAGACCAGAGGGCCAUGAUGAUACAAACACCUAGCCAGUAUCGCUUUGUAUGUGAGGCCAUCCUGAGAGUCUACGAGGAGGGCCUGGUCAAACCACUCAAGACCGCCAUCUACCAGCAGAGAGGAAAGGUGGACGAAGAGAGGGAGGAGGAGAAGAAAGAGCAGCAGAAGGCAGGAGAGGGAGAAGAAACGACAGUGGCGGAGGAAGGGGAGGCGGCUGUGGUGGAGUUGCUGGAAGGAGGUCUGGACGACGAGGACGACGACGACGAAGAGGUUGAAGUGCUGGAUGUGGGAGAAGUGACGGAAGAGGACGAAGAGGAGGAGGAAGUGGAGGAGCCGAGCGUCGCGAGCGCCACCAGCGUGAACAGCGAGACCAGCGUGAACCCUGACUCUGAUCCCGCUAACCCGUGACAUUUGACCUCCGGGGGUCAUCAGGGGUCACCAGGAGGAGGCCAGGUGGCCGGAGGAGAGAACAAAAGCACUGUUGCACUUUAUGCUGACAAAAAUGGGGGAAAAAAAGACACACAAAUGAACAAACGUGAAAAUGAUGGACAAGCUAGAAUAAAAAAAGAAAUCCAGCUGUGUUGAAUAGGUACCAUUAGGGGAAAUUGUAUGUUCAGGAUGCAGAAAAAAGUAUUCAAAGAAUGCAAAGAUAAAAGUACGAGAGAAUAAAAUGUGGAUGGGGAGUUGCUGUAGUGCCAUAAGUACGAAGGGGAAGGGCUGCCCCCAUGAAGGGUCGCCCUGUCUCCUUCUGAGCGAGUCUGCCAGACGGACCUGCCUUUUUUUAGUGUCCUUUUAGCUGAUAAAAGAGAUAUACCUUAUCUUUUGUUCCUCAGAAAGAGUAUUUAUUGUGUUUUAGUUUGUGUCAAACCCUGUCCACUGAACAAAAAAAGUGUAUGUAUGUUUGUAUGAAUCUAGAACUUCAUGCUUUCCUGAUUAAAUCUUAGAUAGUAAAGUAGUGCGAUUCCUCUUCUUCUAACUAUUUCUUUAAUUUGUUUGCUUUUUUGUGGAAAGGAAAAAAACAGUGAUUUAAUUUAUUGUGCUUGGUUUCUAUCUUAGCUUUCUUGUCUAAGUUUCUGACAGCACAGACUGACAGAUGGACAGCUGAAAGCACUUCGUGUCUCACCCCUUGUUCAGUGCUGUGGCACGUUGGAUUCUUUAUUCUGCUUUGUGCUGUGUUUUUGAGCUUAACAGACACGCACGCUCUGCAGCGGCCAUUGUUUUGGCGCGGUGAAGAACAUAACUGGUUUACAAACCUCAGGGCCUGUGUUGGCUGGGCUCCUCUCUUUCACUUCUGGUGUGGUCACGGCGGCUCUUGUUGCUCUAUCACUACAGACCUCCCGCUGAAAAACAGAAACUUUGACCUUUCAGCGGAGAUCGAUUCAGAACCAAUUCUCCUCACAUUGCUUAAUGUUCAAAAGCACAUUAAGGCAACACGAGAAAACGAAUGCGGUGUUGGAAGGAGAGGCCCCAGUAGACACACGGCCUCACUGAGUUACAAUCUAAGCUAUUUCCCAGCCGUCGUGGCUGAUAAAGCUAAGAAACAAGGCUGAGGUCAGUUCGUUUCUGUCUUCAAUUUCACAUGCAAUCAAUUAAAUAUUUUUACUCAAACCUCCGGCUCACUUGCAACUGACAAAGUGGGCGUCAGGGUCCCUGGUGAAGUGUCCUUGAGCCAGACGCUGACUGCAUGUGACGCUCUGUGGCUUCCCUCCUGAUUGGUUUCCCCCGAGUAGGACAACUUAUAGCAAAUUUUGGAUCAACCCCAAAUGUGUCUUGCUUGCUUUUGCACAGGUUGGUAUGUCAGAAUCCAAAAAAACAAAUCAGACACCAGUGUCAUUUAUUAGUUCUCAAGUAGUUGAAAGCUGAUCCAAAGUUUAUGCAAAAAAAAAAAGAGCUUGCUGAAAGUGAACUGACCUCAACCUUGGUGUGAAUGGUAAAAACAUGACUUUAAAGGCUCCCUCCUCUGACCUCCCCUCAUUUAAUUUUAAGUUUUUAUUUUUAAAUCUCGAGACAUUUGAAUCCUGCAAACUAGAUACACAUUUGAUCAUGGUCAGCAUUAAAUUCAGUGAGACUAGAUUUUCCAAGUAAAUACCCUCAUUAAAUUUUUUUUUCUCAGUGGGGUUCAGAGGUCACUGGAGUCGGGCUUUAAACCAACCUUUGCUUGUCUUUUUGUUUUGUUUUUCUAAAUCUGUCUGCCAGAGAACAGUUGACCGUUCAAAGAAGCAGCACAGACACAUCAUUAAACCAGGACUUUUCCUUUUUUUUUAAAUUAAUCUUUCCAAAUGGUACUUUAUUUUAAGGCACAUGUUGUUUUUAAGCCAAGAUGUGUUCAUGAGUGAUAAGAGACUAAGUGAUGAUUUGUAUUUUUAAUUCACAAAACCCAGCAUCAAGUUGCUUGUUGACUUGAGUGUUUUUUUGUUGUUUUUUUCCAAUCUUUCUUUUUAUCCAAGUACAGGUUAAGCUGCAUUGUACUUUACAUAGCAGUAUAGAAUGAAGUUGUAGUCUCUUCAUAAUCGGAGAGAUUUUUCUUAGCGGCUGCUCUGGUACCUGCUGUCAUUGGCUCCCGCCAUGGAUUCUGCUGGAAAAACCUGUGUGUGUGUGUGUGUGUGUGUGUGUGUGUGUGUGUGUGUGUCAGAUUUGUCUGGAUCUUUCUCUGUACCUCUCCCUUCUCCAUUUCUAACAUACUUUGUUAGCUGUCUGGUCAAAGCCUGCUUGUUCGUUAACUGGAAGGUUGUGCCAUAAAGCCACAAACUUAAUCCAACCUGGUCCCGGAAGUUGUUGUUUUUUUACUCUGAAGAAAUGCAUAUGGAGCCUUCUUGGAGAGAAACUGUUCUAGUCGGUCCUUAGAAGCAGGCUGAAUCCUGUGAAACAUUUCAAACCGUGCUCAUCUCAAACAGCUGCAUCAGUCUUUGUUCCACACGGAGAGGUGGGAUCAAGAAGAGCCUGCUUUCCUCUUUGCUCCAUUUUUUUUUUUUCUUUUUUAUCUCUCCUGAAUUGCGGCCCUCUUCCAAAAUCUGCUUAACUCCUUCUCUCAGGCAACAUCCGUCAUCAUUUCAGCCGUGCCCACGCAACAUCCACAGUCCAUUCUUCUCAUUGUUCUUCCCCAGAUGCCUCUCUUUUGGACCAUUAUACAUGGAUCCCACUCGCUCUGCAUGGCCUCAAGGCGAAUGGCACAUCUGAGCAGAAUACCAAGGGUACAGUGGUGCCGUAUCAGGUUUUCCGUAGAAGGACAAACUGAGGCUAGCCACUGAGCGACUGCCUGAAUAGUUGUUUUAAAAAUUAUUAUUAUUGACAGUUACAGAUGCAUAGCAGACCCUACAUGUAUGUGCUUAUAAUCAAAAGAACAAAAACACCAUUCAACCCCUAGUGGCUUUUGCCACCAAAUCAAAAUUAAUUAACGCUGAAGGCCUCCUAAUAAAGUGGCAUCAAUAACGAGUUCAAAAAAUUAAAAUAAACUUCGGCCCUGCAGUGAAAAGUUAAUAAUUGAUCAACCACGGCUGCCAAGAGUUUCCAUCUGCACAAAACGUCCAGAAAUGAGCUGUCUGUGUUCAGAGUGUUUUGUUGUUGACACAUAAUUGGAUCUGUCUGUGCGUUUAGGGUACUGAUCAAAGGUAGUUUGGAGGGGACAAGACAUGGGGAGGGCUCAGGUUAGUUGUAUUUUUGUAAAGAUGAAAACCGCUCUAGUUGGCUUGGGAAAGGACAGCACUUUGUAGAAGGCUGAGUGACAGGUAGUGCUACUGGGGGGAAAAUAAAAAAAGUGGGAGACAUUAAGCAUUGUUAAAAUCAGUUUUUCUUUUUUUUUGUUGUCAUUUUUAUUUUUGUUUUAAAAAUAAGACCUGUAGGGAACAAGAGAGGAAAAAAAUAAAAGAACUCCUAACUACACAGUGCCACUUGUUAAUUUUGUGUAAAUAAUACUAGACCAUGUAAAUACAAUGUUGUAUAUGAAAAAAAUCUUUAAAAUAAAAGGGAAAAUCAUUUGUGA
Molecule: messenger RNA, 7282 nt
Organism: Micropterus salmoides (largemouth bass)
Lineage: Eukaryota; Metazoa; Chordata; Actinopteri; Centrarchiformes; Centrarchidae
Gene: ptpn4a
Product: protein tyrosine phosphatase non-receptor type 4a
Exons: 28
Coding region: 628-3711 (1027 amino acids)
Biological process (GO): protein dephosphorylation
Cellular component (GO): cytoplasm; cytoskeleton; cytoplasmic side of plasma membrane
Molecular function (GO): cytoskeletal protein binding; protein tyrosine phosphatase activity
Source: RefSeq, a predicted model, not a curated record